AUGGACAUAUUGCAGUGUGCUGCACUAGAUGUGACAACGAGUGGUGGUUUUGGGGCUUUCUUGACGGCCACCAUGCGCGGGGACAGGAAGGGAUGGCUACACUGGCUGGGUGUGCACUGUAGUUCAUUUGUCAUGACAAGCCGGGGCUCUACAGGCAGGUCAAUGGCCAAUCCAGAGGGGUGCUCCGAUAUCCCUGCCGUUGAGUCUGCAAACAAGAUGGCAGCUAGGGUGGCCCUAUUGCUCCUUGCAACAAGUGCGUUUCUUGGGACCUGGGUGGUGGAACAGCCGAAGUCCUCCCUGCUCUUCCAGCUUAGCCCUUUGCAGUUUGUGUGUGAGAGAAUGCAGGUAUUCAAGUGCCAGUUCUGGAUGUGGCACUAUGAAUCUCGAACCCCAAAGCCGACGGUGUUGUGGUCCUCAAGCCGAGCCAUCGCCAAAUUCUGGAUGGGAUCCUUAAAGCGUGCCCAGGUGCGAGCGGAGCAGGAGAAGCGGAACCCUGGGAAAUGUGGACCUCCGGUCAAGCGAUGGAUCGACAAGGAAGGCAGGCAGCGCUUCAAGGGCACUUUUGACCUGCGGGCUACUGGGCAGUACACAGCUGCCUUUGGCAAGAAGAUUGCAAGCGAGCUCCAUGCCUUGAAGCAGUUUACGCCCCGACCCUCGGAACAUGAUGAACUACAAAACCUUGAUGCCAUGACUAUCUGGUCUGCUUGGGGCUGGGAGGAUCUCUGGCCCAUGGCUGAUAUGACUGAGUUUGUCAAGUACCUGUAUGGUUCCAAGGCCUUGAAGAUCCCUGCCGAAUGGGCUCCACUGCUUCCUAGAGAACUCUGA
Symbiodinium necroappetens is the source of this 825-nucleotide messenger RNA. NCBI's taxonomy places the organism in Eukaryota, Dinophyceae, Suessiales, Symbiodiniaceae. The record is from the annotation of a GenBank genome assembly.